AUUGCGGAUCGGGUCGGCGCCAUUUUGGGACUGAGACUGGUUGUGGGGGAGGGAAAAGCGGCAAAAGGGGAUUAUUCAAAGUACCGAAAACCUUCUCCCGGGAUCAGGCGCGGCGGCACCCCCAGGCCAGGGGCACCUCUGGUGGGGCAGAAGGUGAUUGAAUUACUCAGAUAUGAAGAUCAUCAUCUAGGUUUUGUGUAAAAGGCCCUGGAUAUUUUAAGUGGCCAUUUUGGAUUUACAGUGUUUUUGGAUAAUUUUGCCCCAGAAGUUUAUUAAAAUUGGCAAGAAUCGUCUGUGAAGUGAAUUGAUAGUAGUGAACAAUUCAGCAAGCUACUUAAAAAGAGACCCAGGCAGCAUUUCUUCAGUAUUUUGGUUCAAACGGAUUAUAUAACUGGUUACAGUAUUUCAGCUGGUGGUAAUUUUUGCCUCCCCUUCCCCCACCCCGUUGUUGGGGUUCUUCAGCCGAAACUGAGAGACGUUGAUUUGUGUACUGAGUAGUUUCAGCAGUUUCAAAUGACUGAGUAUUGCUGAAGUUUCAUGGCAGUUUAUUUUUACCUUUAUUGAAAGUUUUAGGAAUUUUUGACUUCAGCUCUUUCAUGUCACAAUGGGACACUUUUUCUGAAUGAAGAGAUUGAAAGAAUACAGAGUUUUUUUCCUUUUAUCUUUUAUUUACGUGGAAAUUUAAGAUGUUGCAGUUUUCCGGCAGCAUGGUAGUAUUGAGAUAGCUAUGUGUGUCUCUGUAUAUGCUGAUGUUUAGGAAUGCUCUUCAGAUGUGAAAUUUUCUUUUUGUUUUUGCUUUUUGGCUCGUAAAUUGGAUAUUUCAUCUGGAGUGGACAAGUACAACAGUGGCAAGUACAUGGAAUAAUAAAGAAGACUUUGAUCUUAAAUCUAAAGAACUUGGCUAAUUCGGGAGAUAGCCAUAUGAAAACUUUAAAACAGAAGUAUGGGUAGCUGACUUGAAGUAACUCUAUGUCAAAUAGUCGUAGGUUAAGUAUCUUCAAAGAACUUCGAUAUUAUUUCAGAGGAUACAAAAUAAAAAUACAAACUGGAAAAUAAAGAUUACAGAGAAAAAACCAACACCUUCCUGUGCAGUCCUGUUGGAAUUUGUAAGUACUAUUAUGGGACUUGCCAUGAGGUGUUGAAGCCUUGUUUCACUGAGUUGGAGAGACUGGACCUAAAUGGCGCAGCAUGACUUUGCUCCAGCCUGGCUUAAUUUCCCUACUCCACCAUCAUCAACAAAGUCGUCAUUGAAUUUUGAGAAGCAUUCUGAAAACUUUGCAUGGACAGAGAAUCGUUAUGAUGUGAACCGUCGACGACACAACUCUUCAGAUGGCUUUGAUUCUGCUAUUGGGCGUCCUAAUGGAGGUAACUUUGGAAGGAAAGAAAAAAAUGGAUGGCGUACACAUGGAAGAAAUGGUACAGAAAACAUAAAUCAUCGAGGUGGAUACCAUGGUGGAAGUUCCCGUUCUCGUAGCAGUAUUUUCCAUGCAGGAAAAAGCCAAGGACUACAUGAAAACAACAUACCUGACAAUGAAACCGGGAGGAAAGAAGACAAGAGAGAACGCAAACAGUUUGAAGCUGAGGAUUUUCCGUCUUUAAAUCCUGAGUAUGAGAGAGAACCAAAUCACAAUAAGUCUUUAGCUGCAGGUGUGUGGGGCCUACACGCCCAGACACACACAUACCCAACCAAAAAAAUCUCCCAAGCUCCUCUCUUAGAAUAUCCUCCGAAUCCUAAAUCUAGAGCUCCAAGGAUGCUGGUCAUUAAGAAAGGUAAUACAAAAGACUUACAGCUAUCUGGAUUCCCAGUAGUAGGAAAUCUUCCGUCACAGCCAGUUAAGAAUGGAACUGGUCCAAGUGUUUAUAAAGGUUUAGUCCCUAAACCUGCUGCUCCACCUACAAAACCUACACAAUGGAAAAGCCAAACAAAAGAAAAUAAAGUUGGAACUUCUUUCCCUCAUGAGUCCACAUUUGGCGUUGGCAACUUUAAUGCUUUUAAAUCAACUGCCAAGAACUUUAGUCCAUCUACAAAUUCAGUGAAAGAGUGUAAUCGCUCAAAUUCCUCUUCUCCUGUUGACAAACUUAAUCAGCAGCCUCGUCUAACCAAACUGACACGAAUGCGCACUGAUAAGAAGAGUGAAUUUUUGAAAGCAUUGAAAAGAGACAGAGUAGAAGAGGAACAUGAAGAUGAAAGCCGUGCUGGCUCAGAGAAGGAUGACGACUCAUUUAAUUUACAUAACAGCAAUAGUACUCACCAAGAAAGGGAUAUAAACCGAAACUUCGAUGAAAAUGAAAUUCCUCAAGAGAAUGGCAAUGCCUCAGUGAUUUCCCAGCAGAUCAUUCGGUCUUCAACCUUCCCACAAACUGAUGUUCUUUCAAGUUCACUUGAGGCAGAACACAGAUUGUUAAAGGAAAUGGGCUGGCAGGAAGACAGUGAAAAUGAUGAAACAUGUGCUCCCUUAACUGAGGAUGAAAUGAGAGAAUUCCAAGUUAUUAGUGAACAGUUACAGAAGAAUGGUCUGAGAAAAAAUGGUAUUUUGAAAAAUGGCUUGAUCUGUGACUUCAAGUUUGGACCGUGGAAGAACAGCACUUUCAAACCCACAACUGAGAAUGAUGACACAGAGACAAGUAGCAGUGAUACAUCAGAUGACGACGAUGUGUGAAGGAUUUCCUAACAGCUUUAGAAAUCUUAGUGUGAUACAUCUCUCAUACAGUUUGGGGUGAAUUGUAAAAAUGAAGAACUAUAAUUUAUGUAGUGAAAUACCCCAUUAGAAGAGGAUUUUUUGGGGGACUUCAAUAUGAAGAAAACCAAGAAUGUUUUGUUGGGCUGUGUUGAACAUUAUUUCUUUGUAAAUGAAUGUUGUAGGAAUGAGGACUUGGGUUGGUCCAACAUUGACUUUCUUCAUCACUGCAACAUUUCUCUGACUAGCAAUGUGACGAUGUAACAAAUGAGAUUUUCUCAUUUAAUAAUAAAAAAUUGUGUAAUGUUUUGCAAAGCUUCUGUCUUAAAAUGUCCAGGUCUUAAGAAAAAAGGCAGCUUACACUGUUUUGCUUGCAGAGUCAUAUCUUUUUCGUACAAUGGAAAUCCUCAAGUCCACUUUGUGCGGUCUCCCUCUCCUUCCCCCAAAAAACAACAACAACAAAACAAAAACCAAAAAGGAAAAUGUAGCAUGUUGGCUAAAACUGGAGCAAAGUGCACUAAAACAAUUUCCUGAACUCACCUGUUGUACUAUUCACCUUUUAAACCAUAAAUUGCUCUUUAGCCAUUUGUAGUGCAGUAAAUGUUACAGGAAAAGACUUGGCACAUUUUCUUCCAAAUUUUAAGAGGUGAUUUUCAAAAGCUUUAUUGGGGUAUGUUGUCAGACCAGGGUUUUCAGAGUUGAUGGAAAAGAGUCUUGUGAGAAAACUUAUUUUGAUAAAUUAUUACACACGCAGAAAAACUGAUCACACUGACUGGAUCUGUCCACGACAUGGAAAAUAAACUGGAUUUUCAGAAUAUUGUUGUUUUCUGUAGUGUUCAAGGUAUUGUUUCUAAACAUAAACAUACUCUAAACAUGCUUUAUUCACUUGUUAAAGUCAUACUUUUAAAAGUAAUACCUUACUAAAGAUGGUGAUUACUUUUCCGAGGUCAGAAAAGGAAAGCUAAGCGUUUUCAUUAUCAAAUACACAAGCUUAUUAAAUGAAUGACUGUUAACUACUUUAUUUUCAUUUGCACAUUAAUUUUGGAAUUGUUUCUGUUUUGCUGCUGACGGAAAUACUAUUUUGGCUCUGUGUAUAUUUGUAUUUUGAUUUUUCUGGUUUGUUUACCCCCAUUUGCUUUUAGCUCCCCCUUAUGUUUAAAUAUAUUCUAACUUAUGUAAAGAGCAUAAUCUUAGAGCAAAAAUACUUGAGGUUUUAUGUCAGAUCUAAUCUUAAGUGUUUGUUGUUUUUUAAAAAGUGUUUUCUCAGAUGGCUGCAGUGUUUUUGCUAUUUCUGCAUAAAUACCCUACCUGGACUCCCCAGUUUUCACCAGAAACUGUUAUUUUUUUUUGUUGUUGUUCCCACUGAGACUGAUGGUGAUGGGGAAAUUAAAAACAACACACUAGCACACUCCCACAAAACUUGAGGAAGAGUUAGAAUGGUAAUAAAAUAUUAAAUAGACCUUAUACUUAAAAUAAGGUUUCACUAUAUAAUUUGUCACAAUUCAAUCUAAUCAGCUAAAGUUAAAUGUAGUUAGAAUUAGCCACAGGAGAAUGUAAAGCAUGCUUUGACGAAGCUAUCGGUAACACAUAUUGAAUGUCUUUGAGACUCUUAGAUUGUACUAUUUGCUUAAUAGAUUAAUGAAAUUUAUCAGAUACAACCUGUAUUUCCAAAAACAAGCUAGAAGGAACCUGAGGAAUGUGGUUUACAUUUGAGAUCCACCUUACUGUGUUUUCUACUUUCAGAAAAGAUUCUGUAGUUUUGGUUUUUGGCAUCUUUCUUAUACUCAGUUUUUUCUGCCUUAAUUCCCAUUUACCAGCAGUUAACUCAUGUUUAUUGUGCUUUCAUGCAUUGUGAUAUGGAAUGUGUUUAGUAAUUUACUCCUUAUAAAUAUGGUAAAGUACA
Messenger RNA from Homo sapiens (human), 4581 nucleotides. RefSeq names its product GC-rich promoter binding protein 1 (gene GPBP1). Lineage: Eukaryota; Metazoa; Chordata; Mammalia; Primates; Hominidae. The transcript has 13 exons. Gene Ontology annotation, biological process: positive regulation of DNA-templated transcription; DNA-templated transcription. Bases 1179 to 2660 code for a protein of 493 amino acids. The record is from RefSeq and is marked reviewed. Gene Ontology annotation, cellular component: nucleus; cytoplasm. Gene Ontology annotation, molecular function: DNA binding; RNA binding.